Messenger RNA from Panicum virgatum (switchgrass), 870 nucleotides. RefSeq lists its product as uncharacterized. Lineage: Eukaryota; Viridiplantae; Streptophyta; Magnoliopsida; Poales; Poaceae. Bases 16 to 615 code for a protein of 199 amino acids. The record is from RefSeq and is a predicted model, not a curated record. The transcript has a single exon. Gene Ontology annotation, biological process: cellular oxidant detoxification.
GUUGCCGUCGUCACCAUGUACGCAGCAUCGCUGUGCCCGGCCGCCCGGAUCGGUUCAUUGAACCCGGACACCUUCCCGUCGUCACUCACUGAUCACCCCUGCUUCGUCCUUCUUCGCUUUGCCGUUCCCGCCUAUAUAAAGAGAGAUCCAGGCGUCCAAGGCUCCAAACCAACCCCAACUCUGAAAGCCUUGAAGAGCAAGCUUGAGCCUCGAGGAUCCAGCUGUGUCUGUGUGUACAUUGUUGUGCUUGUGCCCAGCACGGCCAUGUUCGCGAGGAAGGCAGUGUCCGCGGACGCGGGGCGGGAGGAGGAGGAGAUGAGGCGGAGGAACGCCGAGCUGGAGAGGGCGGUGGCGGAGGCGGCGGCGAGGGAGGAGCGGCUGCGGCGGGAGCUGGAGGCGGCGCUGGCGCGGCUGGCCGUGGCCGAGGAGGCCGAGGAGCGGCUGUGCGUGCAGCUCGGCGAGCUGGAGGCCGAGGCCGUGACGCAGGCCAUCGAGUACCAGGAGCGCGUCAGGGCGCUCUCCGAGAGGCUCGCCUUCGCCGACGCCGUGGUCCGCAGGCCCUCCGGCUCCGGCUCCGGGAUCGCCGCCGGCGUCGCGGGCAAGGGAUUGAUGUGAUGUGAUCCAGCGGCAUCACCGGUACAGCAUCUCACCGGCAAGCUGGUGAUCGUGUAAAGUUGUGAAUGAUUUGUUCUUGUUGUUGUUCUUCUUCUUAACACGACGGCGAUUGGUGUGUGACGUGUAGAGGGUUGUAAAUUAGCUUGAGAUGUAUACAAGGUUAUUGCUGGUUCUAUUUUUUUUAUAAAAUGGAACCAGAAUGAUUUGGCUCUUUGCCCUCCAUUUCUAAUCAUGAAAAGAAAAGCCUUCAAGUAA